This is a messenger RNA of Didymella exigua CBS 183.55, 1581 nucleotides long. RefSeq lists its product as uncharacterized. Bases 1 to 1581 code for a protein of 526 amino acids. The transcript has 4 exons. The record is from RefSeq and is a predicted model, not a curated record. Lineage: Eukaryota; Fungi; Ascomycota; Dothideomycetes; Pleosporales; Didymellaceae.
AUGCAAUCACCAACUAUACUUGCAGAGGAGAACAGAAAGCUUCGUAUAGCUAGUUACCCAAUUCGCGAGCACGCUACAUGCCUCAGCACUUUUCUGCACGACGUACUGCACCUCAUCAAGCGCACCAGCAGCCAAUCCAUGCCAACAGACAUCGUCAGCGACAUCAUUCGCGGCUCACUGACGUUCGUCCUGAAGAUGCAGCACACGCCCAACCUGAGCGCUCUUAGCGACGCCCUCCGCGUCGCCCAGACCAAGGCCAAGGCUACAGCAGAACACACGGCGCAGGCCCUCAACGUAAUCAAGAGUGAACUCAAGAACACUGUAGAACUCGUUCAGCAGUCAGCAGCGAACAUACAACAGAAUGGCAACACGGCAGAGGAGGCGAGGGCAGCAGCCAAGGAUGCUACAGAGGUGGGUAAAGCGACGUUGGAGGUUGCGAGAGAGAUUAGGAACAAGAGACCGCAAGAGCAGGCGAACAGACCCAUGAGCUACGCUGCAGCGGCAGCCAGGGGCAUCCCACUAGCAGCUACAUACAAUGCACAAAGCGUCAAACAACCAUCUGCGCAGACACAGCGUGAGGUCAUCAUGAACAUCAGAGACCCGCUCACCGUACAGAGCCUGCGGGCUAUGAACCCCAGCAACCUCAAACUACAUGUCCAGCGUGCCAUCAAGCAGAGCGGCAAUGAAAACAUAGCAAGCACAGCAAGCAUCAAGACAGCAAGCAGCAGUGAGGUUGAGGCGCUGCGACAGUUCGCGGACAACUGGGCCCACCGCAUCGGCAGUGGGACUACAGUGCAGAUCCCGACGUUCGGCGUCCUGGCUCACGGCAUACGCACAAGCACAAUGGACAUGAGCAAGCUCAACAAGAUCAGAGCACAGAUUCUGCAGGACAAUCGGCCGUUCAUACCUCGGGCUAAGAUAAGACACAUAAGCUGGCUGACCAGAGACGCGUCUGCCAAGACAGCAUCAACCAUCACCAUUGAGUUCACCAAGCCAGAGGACGCCAACAAGAUCAUCGACGAGGGCCUGAUCUGGCAUGGAACCCAGUGCAAGGCAGCAACAGCAUGUGGCCACUGUGCGCAGGAACACGACACCCGGGACUGCCCAUCAAGGGCCGGACAAACCAUAGCCAGGAAGUGUGCCGCCUGCCGCGGCGAGCACGAAGCAUGGAGCCGCCAGUGCCCCACCAGGAAGGACGAGAUGGCCAAGGCGAGGGCCGCGUACGAGAUGCGACCGCGCUACCAUCACGUUUCGCAAACGGCCGGACAACACGCGCAACUUGAUAUACCAACAUCUACAAUCCGCAGGAGAAGGCCCAGCCAACCGGCUGCGGCCUCGCAACCGACGCAGCUUGCCAGGAAUCGUUCGCAAACCGGACGAGGACAGAAGAGGACCAACACCGGAACCAAUAUCGACACAAUGGAUCAGGAGACCCCAUCGACACAAGUAAGCGCGAGCCAGAGGCCGCAUCGACAGAUCGUACCCAGCAGACGAGCUCUGGAAGCGACUGGCAACAGCACCCGCGCGAUACAGAACCACAGCAGCCAUCACAUGGAGAUCGACUCCAAUAACGAUGCAUGA